Messenger RNA from Spirometra erinaceieuropaei, 9519 nucleotides. NCBI's taxonomy places the organism in Eukaryota, Metazoa, Platyhelminthes, Cestoda, Diphyllobothriidea, Diphyllobothriidae. The record is from the annotation of a GenBank genome assembly.
AUGCAUCUCUCCUCUGGGUUCGUUAUUCUCCUCGAAUUGUAUUUACCGAUAACCAUACACAGCAAAUACUCCGGUGAAUUUAGUCUCCGUGCACUUGCACGGGUGUUCUUCGUGGAAUACUUUAAGACCUGUUUUGAUUGCGUUAUUCGGUAAAAUAUGCAUCACGGUUCGCGCGUAUCCCAGUAUCCUGAUUGUACAAUCCCUAGUACGAAUUUCAUAUCAAGGCGAUGGCGACUCGCUUUCGAAAAUUCACGAUGAGUACGGCGUCUGGGCGCGAAUUUCGUUCAAUUUAAUGCUGUCGAGGCGAUAUCGAAAAGUCGUGAUACAUCGCCAUACGGCAACAGCCGUGGGUCUGACCGUGCUAGCGAAGCUUUCGGUGAAGUACGCAUUUGCCAUAUUCGAACGGUUUUCCCCAUACCCCUAUUGUAUGAAUUUUCCCUCAAAGUCUUUCAAUUCACAAGCCCCAUCACCCCAAAAUUAAUUUGAGCGGAAGUUAUUUUAAUAUCUUUUGACCGUGAGUGUGCAAUGUUGCUCUGCCGCAAGGCUAGCGUUUGAUGUUAACCCGUGGCUUAUUUUAUGAUUAGCUGACUUUUGGCAGCGUUGACAACCGUCCGUUCUCGUUACUGGCCUUAGUGGAGUCAGAUGUCAGUUGUGCCUUGUAGUUUAACCUGAUAACUAGCCCCACACAGGCAGUAAAAUCUGAGUUCCUUGUACAAAAAGUCAAAUGCUGUUGUAAUCUGGUCAGGGAAGCCCAUUUACCGCGUGCAGUGGAUAUGAACAUCAUGAGAGAUAAGUGAACCUAUCACCCAAGACUAGUGUUCUGGCGCAGGCAUUGAGGGCCCUCUUGAACAGUUUCGUGAAAGCCGUGUCUCCAACAGGCUGAGGUUAGCUGAUAGUGGCCUACUGUAUUUGUUGUAUGCAUCUAAAUGUUGCUAACUUAUCUUUGUAAUCAGCCAACCAAUGAGUCCUUCAUACUCCAGCCCUUAAAAUUGAUGUUGCUCAAGCCAUCAAAGUCUUCUUGGAUAACCUGACACAUAUUCGCGAUGUUGUCACGGCGAGUGCGGACCGUCUCAUCCGAGGCUAAGUCGAUUCACCUAAUUCGAUGGAUGGUCCUCAGGUAGCGGUGGUCAAAUGCCUCCGUUUUUCUCCCAUCUACGUGCAAAACCCAGCAUUCGCAGUCGUAGAAGAGGACUUACUGGACGGAUUCACGGCACGCGCAGAUUUUCGUGUUGAUUGAAGUGUCAUAUUGGGCUCAUCGGCACUAAGAAUUAGAAAAACCUUUCGGACAGCAUCGAUUCAGGGGACGAUGUCGCCCUUACUUUGUCCGUUGGGCAACAGCCUCCCUCCGAGGUAUUUGAAACUGUCUACUGCAACCUGAAAACACCAUCUCAGCGUUUAUGGGAAAACUGGUAAAUUUAACGACUCUGUUUACCCGUGACAUUACAGAUUAGAUCACCAGAGCUUGAGGCUAUCAAGGCGACCUCGUCAACGUAGUCAAGACCAGUCAAAUGCCGUUGGGGUGCGAACUCCGCACCUUAAAAACCUAGUGUCUUUUCGAGAAUCUAGUCAGUGCUGUAAUUGAACAGAAUGGGCGACAGGACUCAACAUUGUCGAGCAUCAGAUCGGACGUAAACUGGUUGUGGCAGAUUGUUACAGACUAGAACUUGCGCACUGGUGGGGCGAUAGUAGGCCGUGGUUUGGCGAUUAUUUUGGCCGACAAACCAUCUAGCUGCAUUGUCCGCCUCAGAGACUCGCGAUAGACAAAAUCAACCGCAGUGGUGAAGUCAACAAAACAAACGGCGUCGAUUGCUAGCAGCCAUGGCAAAAUUUCAGAAUUCGUCCCGGUGUUUCUGGUCCGCCUAUCCACGCCCUGAUUGUGCCGGUUUGCAACUUACGUUUGGGCGUACAUGGAGGCGACAGAGAUGUUUCUAAAAUGAUCCCUCAGUCAGGCAUAACCCGUCCGGUCAUUGAAUGGUUCCCAUGCCAAUAGUGCACGGCUCGCCCAUUGUUAGAGGGCGAUUGCCACACCAUGUCUACCAGAAGAAUCGUUUGAGUCGCUGCAGUACAAUAUGAAGUGGGAGCUGACUCCCCGUAUCUCUAUUUCUCGAGUGCCCGAGUGGGGGGUUCGGGCUUCUGACGGGCAGCAGACAUCUACUUUGUACUGAUAAUGACUGCGCGACGUCAGACCUGGGGUGCCAGGGUCCAAAAAUUUGCAAAUUCCACUUUUAACUACCAAGAGCCCGUUCCCGAUUGGGUAGUCAAUCUCUCAUACGAUUCGUUUGCACCACUUGGCUGAGGUUGCAGGGCUCCUCGAUUCCCGUAGACGCCGUAAUACUGCAAUUGGAUAUUUCCAUGCGGUUUCUUGGAAUUUUUUUCGCACUUAGUCUUAGAACCUCAACCACAAGACAGUGGUGGCAAAAAACUUAUUUAAUGACGGUUCACGGUCACCAUGACAAAAUGCCGUCAUCAGGUUUUGCGACACUAUAAGGUUAUUUGUGCGCCAGACGCCGGCCCUUCUCGCUUCGGUUGCAUUGUCGCUGCUGGUCCCCAACUGCUUAUUCGUCAGAUUCGAGAGCCUUCUCUUCUCGGAGCUAACAUUCGCUGAAGUCUUUUGUGCCAUCCGCCACCUGUGGACACGCCACGUAGCCAGCAGCUUGGCAAACGGGUAACCCGCCGCCCCGCAUACGAGAAAACGCAGGACAAUAAUUCUGUCACAAUGACCGCCCCCUCCAAGUACUGUGCCGUUUCAGAGUCUUCGAGCACUGCCAAGCUAAGACAAAGGAGCUGAAGUGAUGUUUUUUUGAGUUUGUGGGGGCACUGAACAUCGGUGGGAAAAUUCGCACAAGUCGAUUUCCGCCCUACUGGGGAUGUGUUGAGCAAAUAGUAACCCUGAGAUGAACCCUGAGCAGUAACAUUGUUUUCAAUUGGAGACGAUGGUCUGUUUCCUUAGUCAACCAAACUGCUCACUGCAAGUUAGUGAAGACUGAUGAUGCGUUCCGAAGCUUACUGACUUGAUCAAUCUUAUUAGUGACCCGCGCAUAGAGAAAUCGGAGUUUCUGGUUAAGAGAGCGAGUACCUCGCUACCAACAUCGUUGUCCGUUUAUAUUUCGCUCUUUCUUCAGUCCGUUUUAACAAGACUACGAGGGCGUCCGGCUUUGAUAAGGCUCUGCCUUGAAUCUUGCCUAUGCCAAUGACAUCGUCUUAGAAAUUACGCCGAAGAAUAAGGAUCCACUCCUAGCCGAAUAGUUUUUGCAUCCCGCACAUUUGAACUGAAACUGGGCGUUCGCAAAAUCAAAGUUACACAGGAAAAUGCGGAGUGACCGAGGAUGGGCUAUGUCUAAUGCACAAUCUUCUAAAUGUAAACAGCCAAACAUUCUUCCAUACUCAUACAAAACGCAAAUCAUUGGUUUAGAGGAUGGCUGACUAAUGAAAUCACUCGGCUCUUCAUUGCAGCGAGAACCAGACAGCAAUGGCUCCUCCCAGUUUCAGAUUUUAAGGCGACUGUCCUCGAUAAGAGCCUGGUCUACGUGGGGUUGGGGGCCACACCGUGUGUGGCACGCGUAGAGAUGACUUCAGUUACUGCAUCCACGCCAAUCCGACUGUCUUGACUCAGCUCACCUGUCGGACCAUGGUGCGGUUGGAAGGAAAUAACAAUGUGAUAAUGUGUAGAUCCUUUUCAUUAUGAACAGAUUCACGCGUGAAUCGUUACUGCGCCCUUCCCGAGCACUGAUGAACGUGGCCGCUUGUCACAGACGAGCUGCCAUGGUAUCUGUCGUCGUCGUCGUCGUCGUCGGAUGCGCCAUCGCCACAGGCUCUUAGGCGGACUGACCAUUUUAUUACCAGAAAUCGAUGUUCUAGACUUGUGGCUUAUUUAUUUACUCUGUCCGCGAUAAUGUAAACUCUCUCUCUCUCUUGUUUUUUUAGUCUUUCGAGUGCAAACGUGAACUGGAAAUGUCCUGACUGGAGGAGCUACAAGGUCGAGCACCCAAUUAUGGUCAGACACGUGAAGCGUCUCCAAGCCCUUGGUCUGAAGGACCCAUGGGUUAGGUAAGUCAAUCUCUCAAUACAGAGACGUUAUUCUUGAAUGCCUUCCGUCUGCUAACCGUUGAGCCAAAACUACCAGUCCGUUCGUGCAAGUCCGUAGGUUCCUGUGCAAAGCAUUUGUAGGCCGACAGAAGGUCGAUAUGCCUGUGAAUCAAGCGCUUACAAGUGCUGCAGACUGAUCAGUUCACGGCCUACCCUACAGUGCGCGACCGAUCUCAUGAAGUGUUGGCCGAAAUUCUGAAAUUCGUUUCCGAUCAGGAAGGAUUACUUAGGUGGGGUUGUAAUACUGAUUAGCGUGCGGCAUAAUCCUAUUGCAUUUCGGACUCGCCAGGAUGUCGGCUUUUGGAUGCACUCCUUCUUGACCUCCUACAGAAACCGUACUUUGUAAAAAGAUGACUACUUAAGUAGCAUGCAUUUUUCCUCAGGAUUUUCGAUGGUCUUAUAAAUUCAAAUAUUUUUUAUAGAAAACGUGUACAAAAUAUGCUUUCUUUUACUCAUUUGGUAGAAAACAGCACUGUCUUUGUAUUUUACGCAAGAAGAAAGUGUAUAUUUAGUUUUUAAAAAGGUUUUCCAGUCCCCGAAUAUUUUUAAGUCAGAUCUGCCAUUGCAUUCAGCGAUUUCAGUCAACAAGGUGCAUGCAUUCCGCGUAAGGAAAAUCAUAUAUUCCUCUAUGCCCUUAAGAAGAUACCACUUAGAGUUCAUAAAAUUUCGCAAUGGAUCCGAACUGUACUGUACAUUUCAUGAACGGCAGUGGUAAACGGACAUGCGCGGUCCUAUAUGCAUGGACAUCGCACGGUCUUGAAAAUCUCACAAUUAGAAACUUUUUUAAAACCCAAGCGUACACUUUCUUCUUGCGUAACAUACAAUGUUAUUUUCUACCAAACAAGUAAAAGAAAGCAUAUUUUGUACACGUUUUCUAUAAAAGAUAUUUGCAUUUAUAAGACCAUCGAAAGUCCUGAGGAAAAAUGCAUGCUACUUAAGUGGACAUUUUUUACGGUUUCUGCAGGAGGUCAAGAAGGAGUGCAUCCAAAAGCGGACAUCCUGGCUAGUCCGAAAUGCUAUAGAAUUAUGCCACACGGUAAUAAAUAUUACAACCCCACCUAAGUAAUCCUUCCUGAUCGAAAACGAAUUUCAGAAUUUCGGCCAACAUUUCAUGAGAUCUGUCAAGCACUGUACACUGGGUACAGGCAAUCUCCUUCGCGGCUGCGGCCUCGGGAGUUAAGGUGGCGAUUUGUGACAGCGGGUCGCAAGGCCCCACGGUCGACCAUUAACCUGUGCGCCAUGCCACCUGUCGCCUGGUACGGUGAUACCAGGUUGUCUGCCCAACCUUGACUUGUCUUUGAUGUUCAUGAACCAGUUGCGUAUGGCGACUGUGGACCGGUGUGCAAUACGGAUACCAAGCCGCGCAACAUUACGGGAGCUUUAAAAGGCCCAACAUUGGGUUACAUGCAAUGGGAUUGAUUAAGUCCUGGGAACAGUAAUUUUCCGGAUUACCCGCACAGAAGUCGGGUUUGGAUGCGCCGAAGGACGUGUAAAUGCCACUUUCAUCUGACCUAUAUGGUUAAUGUUGGAAAAUCGGCUGAAUCAAACCUAGUUUUCAAUUAGAUCGUGCGUUCUGGAUAAUCUUUGACAGCAGAACGUACAAAACUUCAGAUGCCCCCCUCUUAACAAUGCACAGCUUUAUCCUUAAAGUCUCGGCUCAAACUUAUUAAGGGUAUCCACAAGAACCUCUCUCUGGAGAUGGCAAUAGUAAUUUAAUGAGGAAAGUGUCCCCACGAUUCAGCUACUUUGUACGACAGUUUGACCGCCGAUUCGGACGAUGCCCACCGCAUUGCCUAUAGCGCGGUGGACGCAUGGACGACAACUUACACACGGAUCGGUUUAUAGCGAUAGUAGACUUGCGAUGCAUCCACCGCACUCUCCCCUCCUCUCCCACCUGAGCCUGGCGUUAUGACAGGGUCAAGAAGGCCGAAGACGUUGGAGGGUGCGGGUGGCUGGUCCGGCGCGAACCUGCACCUAGGCGUGCCAUCACACCCCAUGCAUGGUAUUCGUUAUGGUUCCCCUGUCAAAUGAAGCAUACCGAACUCCGAUUUAGCUCCCGUGUUGGCCCAGUGCAGGCUCGUUUAAGGGCUAUGGUUAUUUCAUACGCAGUCUUUCUGCCCAACGUUGCGGUCAUAUGCGAAACUCAACAGAAUUUAAGGGACGCAAUUCUUCAAAUUCCUGUUCUCUAACUCACAGGCUUCUGUCGUUGCAGACCACCGCCCUUCUAGCUGUUUAUCUUCAUCAGUUUUCUGCCAAGACACAGCAAUUCUCAAUGAUCAGAGCAAAGUGCGGACUGUGGUCCGAUGACCGGGCAGAGUGCGCAACCUGUCCACGUUUCCCACUCCACGAUUACACCAGGCGCCCAUCCAACUUAAUGUGUACUGUGAUCCCCCGAUGAACUGACCCAAUUACCGUGUAGUUACAACCGGGAGUAACCUGUUGUUCAGCAUCACCGUAUGGUUCUUGCCUAUGCCUGUUUGACCCAGGGAAAUAGCACACCUACUGAAUCGCAUGUCGUAUGCCGUGAAAACAACUUACGGUUACACUAGUUUUUGAAAUCCUUUUAAUGAAAUCAGAUAACAGGUGGUGGUGCGUACGCUAGCUUUUGCAGCUGGACUUCCGUCUGGGCGCCUGUCAUUGGCUAGGCGACUACCGUGCGCGCGUGGCCCCGGGGCCACACGGACCGGUGAUUGGCUUAGUGCGGCAGGGCGCUCGACGGGAGAGAGAGUUGUCAUACUAGAUUAGCAUGUCACAAUAUAGGUGCAUUUCUAACUCUUCACUCUCCUGCACGCGGACAAUUCGAUUGUCAAUUUCUGCCUUCCGAUGAGCCUUCUCUGUCCAAAACUUGCUCCGUUGGUUGCUGUAGUAAAGAUGGGUUCCGUUAAGUGUACCGCAAGCUAAAGAGUGGCCAACGGCAUACUCAACAGUAUACUACUCGAAGCAAAUUUAUUGUCAACCUUUAUAUCUUUUUUUGUUUCGGCUCGCGGUUUUUCACUUGCCAAGUACAGUGCGUGACCGAUCUCAUGAAAUGCUGGCCAAAAUUCUGAAAUGCAUUUUCGACUAGGAAGGAUUACUUAGAUGGGGUUGUAAUAUUGAUUAGCAUGAAGCAUAAUCCUUUAGUAUUUCGGACUCGCCGGGAUUUCGGAUAUUGAAUGCACUUCUUUUUGAGCUCUUGCAGAAAGCACACUCGGCAAAAAGUGACUACUUAAGUAGCAUGCAUUUUUCUCUUGAUUUCCGAUGGUCUUGUAAAUUCAAAUAUUUUUUCAUAUAAACCAUGCGCAAAAUUAUGCUUUCUUUGACUCCUUUGGUAGAAAAUCACAUUGUCUUCAUAUUUUAUGCCCGAAAAAGUGUCUUUUUAGGUUUGAAAAAGUUCCCCGAUUCCCGAAUAAUUUUGAGCCCGAUCUGCCAUUGCAUUAGCCUUUAGCGACUUCAGUCUACAAGAUGCAUGCUUUCCGCGUGAGGAAAAUCAUACAUUUCUCUACGCCCUUAAGAAGAUACUAUCUAGUGUCCAGAGAAUUUUGCAAUGAAUCCGGACUGUGCUGUACAAUUCAUGAGAAGCAUUGGUAAACGGACAUGUGCGGUCCUGUAUGGAUGGACAUCGCACGGUCUUAAGAAUCUCACAAUUAGAAACUUGCUAAAACCUAAAUAUACACUUUCUUCGGGUAGAAAAUAUAAAGGAGUAAAAGGAAGCAUAGUUUUGUCCAUGCUUUCUAUAAAAAAAUAUCUGAAUUUAUAAGACCAUCGGAAAUCAAUGGGAAAAAUGCAUGCUACUUAAGUAGUCAUUUUUUUACCGAGUGUGCUUUAAGCAGGAGGUCAAGAAGAAGUGCAUUCGAAAGCCGACAUCCUGGCGAGUCCGAAAUACUAAGGGAUUAUGCUGCAUGCUAAUCAAUAUUACAACCCUACCUAAGUAAUCCUUUCUAAUCGAAAACGCAUUUCAGAAUUUCGGCCAACAUUUCACGAGAUCGGUCAUGCACUGUGCAGAAAUACUGCUUCUUCGCAUUGGCUUUGGCUUUUAAAAAGGGGCAUUUUGACUACAGGUGUCACCAACCUGCUCCCCUAUGUGAGUGUGAUUUAUUCAUAAAUUUGAGGUCGAUUCUGCGGAUUUCGUCCCCAUUGCACUCGGCGCAUAUUCCCAGCGAUAAACAAUCUGACGCACAUUUAAACUAUUACGGUGCUCUAGAACCUGUGGCCUGGAGGGCUGCAAACGGCCGGGAUAACUCGGUCAAGCUUAAUUGGCUCCAUACUGUGGCACAUCCACUCAGAUGGGAUCCAGCCCGCAUUCCCCUUGUUGCACUGGUGAAAGCCUAGUCUAUCGUGCACACCCGGCCCAGGUGGGGCAGGAGAGGGUGCGGUAGAUGGAGUGCAAGCCUGCUAUUACCAUAAACUAAUCCACGCGCAAGUCACCGUGCCUGCGCCUUCCCUACCGUGGGGAACACAGGCACCGUCUGUAACGACGGUUGGGCUGUCAUUUCGGGCAAACUAGGUUUACUAACUUCAGUAGUACCAGGGGGUGCUCGGUGACCCUGCGACCAGCCGAAUGCCCCUAGUUCGUACUUAGAGUAGGAAAUAAUAGGCCGCGAUGAUUUAUAACAGAUACGACAACGCCGUCCAACUUGGGAGUGACGGUGAGGCCGUAAUGACUCCCUCUCAGUAUGGUUUCUAUGGCACUCUCACGUAUUGAUCAUCCGGGGCACUCCCUCCUUCUUUGAAGUGUUGUUCGUUUGAACUUUGAGGCCACGUCGUGCGGCCCCCGCCCAUCCCCAGUCGCCUUAAUUUUGUCUUGCUGUCAGCUCAAGUCCUCUACACUGCCUCCGUCAGGCGCAUACCUUUACUGCACCCUGACCCCAGAUUGGUGGACCUCCUCGCCUGCAAGGGAUGACCAAUCACCGCCCACCUGGCUCUGCUGCUUCCUGUGCAGCCGCAGUCUUCAAUUAGGGAAAUAAAUCUACCAGGCUUCCCUAGUUGUUAGGCUAAUUUCAUCAAUCUCCCUCCCCCCGAACGGUCCGGUAGGACUAGCUCUCCUUCCUUACGUCAUCCCGCCAGGUAGGCAGUAGGUAAGUUAUACUAGCAAGAAAGGUUGAGGGAAAUUUAGUCUCCCACGUCCUGAGUCCUUAGAGGCUCCCCAAAAUCAUGUUCACAGACAGGUUCCGGACUGUAGACAAGCUAAAUCGGUUGCCCAUAAGCUAUUAUCAGUCAUAUUAGGCAGUCAUUCCCGUCCCUUUCAGUCCAUUUUUUACCACCUCUUGUUUUCUUGCCCGCAGGAAUUAUGCGUGGAUCUACAAGGUCUACAGGACGCCACUGCAGCUCUGUACUGACAUCUUCUUCAGACGCCUUCCCCAUGGCUUUGCUCUCGCUGUGGCCUACACCUUUGCACAGAGCGCCUUCCUCAAGUGGUACAACGAAAAUGGCUAUGGGGAAGCCCAUGCCCACUAG